Molecule: messenger RNA, 2256 nt
Organism: Suillus clintonianus
Lineage: Eukaryota; Fungi; Basidiomycota; Agaricomycetes; Boletales; Suillaceae
Product: ras guanine nucleotide exchange factor domain-containing protein
Exons: 6
Coding region: 1-2256 (751 amino acids)
Biological process (GO): Ras protein signal transduction; positive regulation of GTPase activity
Cellular component (GO): plasma membrane
Molecular function (GO): guanyl-nucleotide exchange factor activity
Source: RefSeq, a predicted model, not a curated record
AUGGCUACUAGUAACACAAUAACCCCAAGUCCCUUGAAGCCUCGCACUAUCCUUCUUUCGCAGAUGUCAGAGUAUAGUACCGACAGUGACAAGCUCGCUGUUCCAUCGUCCUGCAUAUAUUCUUCCAGUGUCCAACAGUUCGACAUCGAGACAACGUUCCCAGCGAUCCUCAAUCCUAUCAAACUUCUCCACGAAGCCGCUGAUAAACAAGACCUCGAAUCAAUCCGUGGCUUGGCACCAAUCUUUUGUCAAUGUUUGGCUACGAUUUUAUGCUCCAUGGAACAGCUCCCCAUGGACGUUCGGCGCGCUUCAGCCUACGGGCACGCCGAACACGGAGUGCGAUUCUCCGAGAAGGCCUUCAUCAGCCACGCCCGCCCACUUGUUGACCCGGACUUCGAACCGCCUAACAGGAGACAAUUUAUCUGGAGGACCCUAGAGCUAAUGGAUAUGAUCAUGUCUAGCUUGAAAAGGUUUAUGCAAUGUGUCGAGCGCUUGUUGCGUCAAAUGAAGCCCCUUCCUGACACCCCCGAAGAAUGUGAAUUGGAGGUAGAAACGGAAGAAGAAGAUGACGACCAGUGCAACGAAGCCGGCCAAAUUUCUUUGCCGUCACAGGACCUUCCUCAGUCUAGUGAAGGAUCGUCGACGGAAAAGACAUGUGUUGAAGAGGUGAAUGAACUGGGUUCGCUUGUCGAGCCACCGGCGGUCAAACCCCCGAAACGCGGACUGUCUGGCAUCUUUGGGCUUUCACUUAACUUGCGCCGCAAGAUUUCGAGGCGAUUUUCGAAGACGGACAAACCGGCACCUGUCGAGAAACUCACGACUCGCGCAAGUCAUGCUCGUGCGACGGCGAAUAUCAGGAACUCUAUUGCCCUCUUUCCAGAGCUGUUUGAUGGGACGCUGGAAAAUUCCCUUCCUCACCCAGAUGAUAGUACCGAACUAUUUCUGGACAGGAACGGAGUUCUCCAGCUUGCUUCAUUAAGGGGCCUUAUCAGGUACCUUACAUCGGCAGUCUCUGAUGACGACCUAGAGCUCGCAGAUGUCUUCUUCCUCUGCUUCCGCUACUUCUCGACUCCAGCACUCGUUCUCGAGGCUUUUAUAGAGCGAUACAAGGAGAAGUUGCCUGGUCAGGACUUAGCUCCCAUCCCAUCGAUGCACGUCAAGAUGCGCGUAGCUCGCCUGCUUAACCAAUGGGUUGAUCUUCAUUGGCGCAACUCAGAAGAUCAGGACGUCUUUGCGACUCUCACGCAAUUUGCAUUCUCUGAUCUCUCUCGAGAUCUCCCCCGCGAGGUCUCCUCGAAAUUCAUCGACACCUUGCAUAAUGCUGCGUGCGCCAAAGAACACAAAGGACGUCGCCUCGAGAAGACGGUCCAACUCAUUCAAAGCUCUUCGCUGGCUGAAGAGCUCUCUAGCUUAUGGGAGCCUCGCGACAAGAAGGCGAUGGUGAAGGGAGAGUUUGAAAAGAUCAAGCUGUCCAACUUCGCUUCUCCCCAAGGAAUGGAGCUCCUGACUCAUCAGCUCACCGUCCUUUUGUGGGAGAAAUACCGCGAUUUCCAGCCUGAGGAUGCUGCACGCUUUUGGGUGGAGGAGGCAACUGGAAAGUCGACUUAUGGCGUUUCCAAUGACGCUGGCUUGAAAGUAACCACCUAUGCUUCCUUUGAGAAGGCCAUUCACCUUUGGGCACUGGAUGUCAUCAUGUCUGCGUCGUCGAUGGAGGCUCGUACUGAGAAGGUACAGUUCGUCUUGGAGUGGGCACAUGAAUGCCAUAAGAUCAGGAACUAUGCCGCUUCAUGGGCAUUGUUCUCCGCGUGCGACAGACAAAGUUUGGUUGGUCCUUUAGUGAACAUUGGUACCAAGCACGAUGCGAUUCUACUUGCUCUACGUCUCUUCUUCAGCCACACAAACCACAUGAAGUCCUACAAGGACGCGAUCCAAAGCAGUGUUGGACCUACUCUACCCACCCUUGUCCUUUUCGUAGGCGACGUCAAGCGCCAGUGUGGUGACAAAGAAUGUGUCGACCACCCAAAUGCGCCGGGACAUAAGCUCAUCAAUCUCAGGCGUUACCGCCCUCUCACGCGAGCUGUCAGGGACAUGGAGAGAUGCCAUAUCCCCUAUCACAUCCAGCGUGUGGAUUACGUCUGCCAGUGGAUGGAACAAGUCAUCUGCUCUUACCUCAGUCGCCCAGAAAAUGAAUGGGAAGAUAUCUUUUACGACAAAAAGAAAAAGUUAAACCGGAAAUGCAGUAUCUAUGUGGCGUAA